AUGCCAUCCUGUGACAAACUAGCCACAAUUCCGCCUGAGGAGUUGGGACUGCAUGGCUCAGGUUUGAGUGUGGACAGUGAUAUGGAGGUGGGGGCCUCUUUCACAGGGGACCACACAGAGUCUGUAACUUUGUGUCUGGACCACAACGAACACACAAAGGACCUUCAGGAUCAAAGUGAUCACAGUGGAUUCCAGAGCUAUAGCAGUGCACACAGUGGAUCCCUGUGUGAUAGCAGUGCACACAGUGGAUCCCUGAGUGAUAGAAGUGAUCACAGUGGAUCCCUGAGUGAUAGAAGUGAUCACAUUUGGUCCUCCAGCGAUGAACAUGAGGAACAUGAUCGUCAGCAAUUUUCACAGUACGUCUCUUAUAAGGAGAUGAGGAGCCUCAACAAAGGUUUUCUUGAGUUCUUCAUGGCGUUUGCCUCUUUGAAAAACCAAGUUGAAAGAAGCGAGGUGUUGAUCUUCGCCAUAAUUGAGAGACUUGUGAAGAUAGAGUGGGCAAAGAGCAACAUGGACAAAUCAGCUGAAGCCACAGCGGCUGCACAAAGUGAGGGGGGUCCUGAGGAGUGUGGCUCAGGCAGUGAGGAGAAGGAGGAGGCCAGUGUCACAGAGGACCACACAGAGCCUGGGACUCUGGACCAAGUCCUGAAUCAAGUUCUGGACCACAUAAAGGACCUCCUAGACCACAGUUCGUUCUCGGGGGGUUCUGAAGAGUGUGGCUCAGGCAGUGAGGAGGAGGAGGAGGCCAGUAUCACAGAGGACCACACAGAGCCUGGGACUCUGGACCAAGUCCUGAAUCAAGUUCUGGACCACAUAAAGGACCUCCUAGACCACAGUUCGUUCUUGGGGGGUUCUGAAGAGUGUGGCUCAGGCAGUGAGGAGGAGGAGGAGGCCAGUGUCACAGAGGACCACACAGAGUCUGGGACUCUGGACCACGUCCUGAAACAAGUUCUGGACCACAUAAAGGACCUCCUAGACCACAGUUCGUUCUUGGGGGGUUCUGAAGAGUGUGGCUCAGGCAGUGAGGAGGAGGAGGAGGCCAGUGUCACAGAGGACCACACAGAGUCUGGGACUCUGGACCACGUCCUGAAACAAGUUCAGGACCACCAUUAUCUUCAUCAACUUUCACAGUGCUUAAAAAUAGGUUUACAGCUACAGAAGUUCAUUAAGGAGUUUGGCUUGUAUACAAAUCAAGACGAUAGAAGCCAGAAUCCCGUCUUCAACAAACUGAUGGAAGACUUAAAGAGCAACAUGGAAUUGCUGCUCAGUGACAAACCCGUUGUUGACACAGAGCCUUCACUAAGUGAGGAGGGCCCUGAAGACAGUGAGGAGGAGGCCAGUGUCACAGAGAACCAGACAAGGACAGGGACUCUGGACCACAUCAUGCACCUCCCUUGGUCCCUUUGUGACGUUCAACAACUUUUAAAGCCCAUACAAGGUGCACUGAAGUUAGGGCUGAUUGAGUUAUAUGAGAACUUUGGCCAAUUUAUAAGACAAGGCGAUAUAAACCAGUAUCCAGUCUUCUACAAGCUGGAGGGACUGAUGGAACUUUUAAAGAUCAGCAUGGAUAUGCUGCCUUCUGACAGCGCAGCUGAAGACACAGUGCCUCCACAAUGUGACGAGGGUCCUGAGUUUACUAUGAGCAGUGAGGAGGAGGAGGAGGAGGAGGAGCCCAGUGUCACAUGGGAGCCCACAGAGGCUGUUCUGGGGGACAUGGAGGACACUGAGGACCUUCUGGACGUCCCAUACUUACUGGAGCUGUACCUGUGA
Molecule: messenger RNA, 1770 nt
Organism: Knipowitschia caucasica
Lineage: Eukaryota; Metazoa; Chordata; Actinopteri; Gobiiformes; Gobiidae
Source: the annotation of a GenBank genome assembly